Molecule: messenger RNA, 2238 nt
Organism: Cannabis sativa
Lineage: Eukaryota; Viridiplantae; Streptophyta; Magnoliopsida; Rosales; Cannabaceae
Exons: 2
Coding region: 1242-1964 (240 amino acids)
Biological process (GO): tRNA methylation
Cellular component (GO): cytoplasm
Molecular function (GO): protein binding
Source: RefSeq, a predicted model, not a curated record
UAUGUGUAUUAACUAACCUCCACCAAUUUUAGCUCACAAUUCGAAUGCAAGUAAUUAUAAACUCUAUCCCUCUCUCUUUUCAACCAUUCCUCAGCCUAAAAUUUUCACUAUAAUUUUUAUAAUCAUGCAAUCAACAAAAAAGAAUAUACAUAUUGUGCAUAUGACAUGAUGAGUAGUGCGAUAGAAUACCUUUAAAAUGUAAUUAAGAUAAGAAUCCUCCAAAAUCCAAUAAGAGGCUUUAAAAGAAUAAUACCACUGUCCAGUAGCAUUAGUCCCUCAAAAUCAUGUUCAAUACGAUUCCAUUUGUCUCAUUCCAAUUUCAACUAUCCCUCACACUCUUUGUCCAUAACAAGAAUAGGAAAGUAGGAUUUAUUAUUUAGUUAUUAGACUGUUAAUUUCUGUUUGGCACUACCGUUAUUUCAGUUGGUAGUUAUAACAACUUUCUGUUGUUAUCUGCUACUGGUUUUUACGCCGCUUUCUUGUAUCUCUGUUCAUUAAUCAAUAAAAUCUUUCCUUUUGCUUUCUUUCAUUUCCGCAACAUGGUAUCAGAGCAAGGAAGUUAUGCUUCCUUUCGGUCUUGAUUACCUCUGUUCCUCCUUCUCGCCGUGUCAAUUUUCUUCUUCUCCGGCGACGGUCUGUGUCUGCAUUGAAGAAUUCAUCUCUUCAUCGACACAUGUUUCCUUUCGACAUUUCUCUUCUCUGUGAAUGUUUUGAUCUCUCCCUUUUCGUCUUUCUUUUCCUAUCAUGGCUACAAAUGAUCAAGAAAUAGGGUCAAUCGAUGGAGAUUCAUCUCAAAUAAACAAUGGUGGUUAUCAAGAUCAAGCUACAGACGCUGGUUUUAAUGUUCAGAUGGUCAGAUCAAGAAGCCCGAUCGAGGAUCCCUCCGAUCCAUACUACUUGCAUCACGGAGACAACCCUGGUAAUGUUUUGGUGUCUCAAUUAUUGACUGGACAGGACAACUACAUUGCUUGGUGCAGAGCUAUGGAGCUUGCUAUAUCUGUCAAGAACAAGUUGGAAUUCUUGAAUGGGUCUAUUUCUAAACCCCUAUCACUGAUCACAUUCUUUACAAUGCUUGGAUUCGUAAUAACAACAUUGUUAUUUCUUGGAUUAUUAACUCUGUUUCAAAAGAAAUUUCAUCUAGCAUAUUGUAUGAUGAGUCUGCUGUAGCAAUCUGGAACGAUUUGAGGGUUCGUUAACAGCAAAAUAAUGGAGCACACAUCUACAAUCUAAGGAAGGACUUAAUGAAUCUCAGACUAGAAAACCAAACAGCGAGUAUGUAUUUUACCAAGCUGAAAACUGUUUGGGAACAAUUGUCCAAUUUCAGGCUAAACUGUACUUGCAAUGGGUGUUCUUGUGGAGGAGUCAAGAAAUUGCAAGAAUAUCACAACAUGGAGUACAUCAUGUCCUUUCUCAUGGGACUAUCCGAUCUUUAUGCUCAAGUGCGAGGUAAUAUCCUUGUUAUGGAUACACUCCCUGAAAUUAAUAGAGUUUUUCAUCUAGUUACGCAGGAAGAAAACCAAAGAGGAGGACAAAACAACACCACGGAUCCAAACUCCAAUAUGGCUUUUGCCUUCCAAGGAGAAAAGAAUUCAGGCAAACGUGAAUCACAAGGACCACCCAAGACUCAACAACCAAAACGUGGCAGACCUUUUUGUACUCAUUGUAACAUGCAUGGACACACCAUCGAAAAGCGUUACAAGAUACAUGGAUAUCCACUGGGAUACAACAAAGGAGGGAAAUCAAAGGAUGCUGCUGCAAACCAGUUCCAAACCUCCAAUGAAACCAGUUUGGGUCCCAGUGAAAGCAACACUUUGUUGCCACAACUCACACCAAAUCAAUAUCAGCAGCUCUUGAAUCUUCUUGCUGCACAAACCAUCAAUCUGCCCACUACAAAUCCGAGUACAUCUAAUGGGAACUCAGGAAACGCACACCAAGAUGAUAUUUGGCAAAGGUGUAUCGGCUAAUGGUCUCUACAUAUUGGACACCACACCCGUUCUCAUCAAUGCUUUUACAUCGGCUGAAACUUGGCACAAGCGUUUAGGUCAUUUGUCAAAUAAAUGUUUAGACUUAUUGCAAGAUUCUUUGAAUUGUGAAACUAAAAAUUUGCAUAGCAUUGAACCUUGUUACAUUUGUCCUUUAGCCAAGCAAAGAAAAUUACCUUUUCCUAAUAAUAACAGAUUUACCAAUCAUUGUUUUGAUCUUACUCAUUGUGAUAUUUGGGGGCCUUAUUAUGUUACU